Molecule: messenger RNA, 1657 nt
Organism: Aphanomyces invadans
Lineage: Eukaryota; Oomycota; Saprolegniomycetes; Saprolegniales; Verrucalvaceae
Exons: 6
Coding region: 15-1493 (492 amino acids)
Cellular component (GO): nucleus; cytosol
Molecular function (GO): protein serine/threonine phosphatase activity; protein binding
Source: RefSeq, a predicted model, not a curated record
GCCGGCGGCAACCAAUGGACAAGGUCACGGUCGAGCUGGGCGCAACACAUCAAGCGUCGGCGGCGACGCUAAGCCGCGCGGAGGAUUUCAAAGAGAAAGGAAACGAUGCGUUGAAGGCAUUCAAGUUCCCUCUGGCUAUCGAGAUGUACACAACGGCAAUUUCGCUUAACCCAACGGCUAUCUACUACUCUAACCGCGCCGCUGCCCACAUCAAGAUGGAAAGCUACGGCCUAGCAUUGGAGGAUGCGUCGGAAGCCAUUAAGAUCGAUCCGUCCUACAUCAAAGCGUACUACCGCCGUGCGUCAGCAAAUCUUCCCCUCGGUCAUUUGAAGGAUGCGUUGAGAGACUACCGAACAGUCGUCAAGAUGAAACCCUCGAGCGCCGAGGCCAAGAGCAAGAUGAAGCAAUGCGAACAAUUGAUUCGACAGGCAGCUUUCGCUGAAGCGAUCCAGUCAGAGCGACAUCGACCUCUCAGCGAAACGAUCGACGUGUCCGCGUUGGUUGUGGACUCGUCGUACGAUGGACCACACCUCCCUGAGACAACACCGACGAUCGAGUUUGUCACAGACGUGCUGGACCACUUCAAGCGCGGGAAACUCCUCCAUCGAAAGUAUGCGCUGCAGAUUUUGCUCCAGAUGAAGGCGAUGCUUCAAGCGCUGCCAACGCUUCUCCGCAUUCCGCUGGGGACCGAGUCACAGGCACACAUCACGGUCUGUGGCGAUACACACGGACAAUUCUACGACGUGUGCAAUAUAUUUGCCCUGAAUGGUCUCCCGAGCGAGACCAACCCGUACCUGUUCAACGGCGAUUUCGUCGAUCGGGGGUCGUUUAGUCUUGAAGUGGUCUUGACUCUGUUUAUCAUGAAGCUAGCCUUCCCCGAUCACGUCCACUUGCUCCGCGGGAACCACGAGUCGAAAAACAUGAACAAGAUUUAUGGAUUCGAAGGCGAAGUCAAGCACAAGUAUGACGAAGUCGUGAUGAACUUGUUCAGCGAAGUGUUCAACUGGCUUCCCCUCGCCGCUUGCAUCGAGUCCAAGAUCCUCGUCGUACACGGCGGCCUCUUCCAUCAGGACAAUGUAACUCUCAACGAUAUCAUGAAGAUCGACCGGAACCGCGAACCCCCCGAGAGCGGCCUGAUGAGCGACUUAAUGUGGAGCGAUCCCCAACCAUUUCCCGGCCGCGGACCGUCCAAGCGCGGCAUCGGGUUGAGCUUCGGGCCCGAUGUGACCAAGGCGUUCUUGGCGUACAACAACUUGGAUCUGCUUGUGCGGUCACAUGAAGUCAAGGACGAAGGUUACUUGGUCGAACAUGACGAAAAGUGCAUCACAGUGUUCAGUGCACCCAACUACUGCGACCAAAUGGGCAACAAGGGCGCAUUCAUUCAGUUCUUCCGCGAUCUCAAGCCGCGGUUCACGAAAUUCACGGCGGUGGAACACCCGCCCAUUCGACCCAUGGCGUAUGCGGGCAACAUGGGAGGCAUGUUUGGAUUGUAGUUGCCCAUCCUGUCGCAUGACGUGGUGGUCGACUGGCACCAUCGAUGGAGAGACGGCAGAGAGAAGUUUGAACUUCACGACGAAGCAGGUAGCGUCGGCGGGACGACAAAUAGAAAUCACGUGUGACAUUCUUCGAAGCAAACCAGAGGCGUGGUGAAUCGGAA